Molecule: messenger RNA, 336 nt
Organism: Staurois parvus
Lineage: Eukaryota; Metazoa; Chordata; Amphibia; Anura; Ranidae
Source: the annotation of a GenBank genome assembly
AUGCAAGUGCCGGUUCUCGGCUGCACUUUCCUGACGCUGUCAGAUCGUGAGGAAAGUACUGCCGAGAACCGGCAGUUGUCAGAGCGGGGAUCGGCACCGAUCAUCAGGGCACUGAUGAUCAGUGCCCUGAUGAUCGGUGCCCAGCAGUGCCACCCGCAAUUUCUGCCCACCUGUGCCCAGCAAUCACCCACCUGUGCCCAGCAGUGCACCCACCUGUGCCCAGCAGUGCACCCACCUGUGCCACUCUGCAGUGUCACACACCUGUGCCCAGAAGUGCCACCUACCUGUGCCCAGCAGUGCCACCCACCUGUGCCCACCCACCUGUGCCCACCAGUG